This is a messenger RNA of Serpula lacrymans var. lacrymans S7.9, 432 nucleotides long. RefSeq lists its product as uncharacterized. The record is from RefSeq and is a predicted model, not a curated record. The transcript is spliced from 3 exons. Lineage: Eukaryota; Fungi; Basidiomycota; Agaricomycetes; Boletales; Serpulaceae. The coding region runs from base 1 to 432 and encodes 143 amino acids.
AUGCCCAAUGCCCCCAAAAGCGGGAUAGCCAAGAUGGCCCAUUUCCAUGUGGAGAUGGCAGAGGCCAAACACCAGCUCAAGGAGGAGUUAAAAAGGGUGGAGGAGGAAGUGUGCACCUGCGCAAAUUGCAAGGUGGCCAACUGCUGGUGCAAGGAGGAGAGGAACACAGUCACAGGUCCCAGCAAAGGGAAGAGCAGGGCUCCAGUGGAGUUGGAGGCCUUGGAGAUUGCAGAGCACCAAACGAAGAAGAAAAAAGUGGUGGUGUCCGCAACAGAGAAGUCAAAGGAGGGAUGGCAGGCCCAGAUGGUGGAUCUGCUGGGGGCAUUACUGUGGGAAGGGCAGGAGGAAGAAGAGGAGGAAGAGGAAGAAGUGGAGAUGGGAACUCUGCAAGUUCUGGAGGUGCCGGAGUCAGAGGGGCAGGGUGAGGAGUAA